Pseudogymnoascus destructans is the source of this 723-nucleotide messenger RNA. RefSeq lists its product as uncharacterized. Gene Ontology annotation, biological process: spliceosomal complex assembly. NCBI's taxonomy places the organism in Eukaryota, Fungi, Ascomycota, Leotiomycetes, Thelebolales, Thelebolaceae. Gene Ontology annotation, cellular component: nucleus; U2 snRNP; U2-type prespliceosome. The record is from RefSeq and is a predicted model, not a curated record. The transcript has a single exon. Gene Ontology annotation, molecular function: nucleic acid binding; zinc ion binding. The coding region runs from base 1 to 723 and encodes 240 amino acids.
AUGGAUUACCAGAACCGCGCUGGCUCCAAGUUCGGCGGCGGUGGUGUCGCCUCCACAUCCGCCACCAACGCCGACCGUCGCGAGCGCCUUCGCAAGCUCGCCCUCGAAACCAUCGAUCUCGACAAAGACCCAUACUUUUUCAAGAACCACGUUGGCUCCUUCGAAUGUCGACUAUGCCUCACUGUGCACCAGAACGAUGGAUCGUACCUCGCCCAUACCCAAGGGCGGAAGCAUCAAACCAACCUAGCCAGGCGUGCGGCAAGAGAGCAGAAGGAAGGGCGCGUCGGCACAGAUCCAGUCACAGGGUUGCCAAUAGGAAUGGUUGGAGCGCAGGUGUCGGUGCGGAGGAACGUGGUUAAGAUUGGCAGGCCGGGAUAUAAGAUCACGAAGACGAGGGACCCGGUGACGCGCCAGCAGGGAUUGCUCUUCCAGCUUCAAUAUCCAGAGAUUACGCCAGAUAUGACGCCAAAGGUCCGCUUCAUGAGUGCGUUCGAGCAGAAGAUUGAGGAUCCCCCGGACAAGAACUUCCAGUACAUGUUGGUCGCGGCCGAGCCAUACCAGACGUGCGGAUUCAAACUGCAGGCCAGAGAGGUGGAUAGGACGAACGAUCGUUUUUGGACGUGGUGGGAUAGUGACUUGAAGGAGUUUUGGGUGCAGGUCAUGUUCAAGACGGAGAGAGAGGAGAGAUACAGUGGCGUGCCUGGACUUGCGCCAAGAAGGUAA